GGACUUCCAUUGUCGAAACAACGAAAUAUCAUCAAAGACACCAUUGAACAGUAUCAUCAAAUAUGUCCAACGCCUGCGCGACGUGCGCUCUUCCCUUUGGAAAUGCUUUAGAUCCCAUCUCGGAGAAGCCACUUCUACCUGGUCGAUAUCUCUCCUGCUGCGGACGAUCAAUAUGUUCACGAUGUCUGAACCAAAACAAACGAUACGAAACAUAUUGCCCAUAUUGUCAGAUCACAACGACUCCAUCGCUGCUUCCUCAGGGUCUGAAAGACCCGCCUGCAUAUUCUGCAUCAGAUGCCCGUCAACCGCCACCAUCAUCCACAUAUCUCGAUGAUGAAGAACCACCGGCAUAUUCGACACAUCAACCCGUUCGACAUCAAAUUUCUGAGAAGACUGUACCCGCAGAAGACGUCCUCCAUUUCAUCCGGCCAGAAGACACUGUUCUUUCCGUAUCAUUAGCCUACGGCGUUCCCAUCGAUGUCCUUCGAAAGACCAACAAUCUCUUCUCGGACCAUUUGCUGCAAGCACGAAAAACUUUGCUUGUACCGGGAGAAUAUUACAAGGGUGGUGUUUCGCUCUCGCCACAGCCGUUGGAAAGCGAAGAAGAAGAGGUCAAGAAGACUAAAGUCAGGAGAUGGAUGGUUGCAUGCAAAGUCGCCGAGUACGAUGUGGCAACGUUAUAUCUCCAGCAGUCCGAAUGGAACCUCGAGGCCGCAAUCGAUGCGUAUCGGGAGGACGAGAGAUGGGAGAAGGAGCACCCGCUGGAAGUCAAGUCGAGAAUGAAGAAUGGAAAGAAAGCAGCAGAUACAGGAAUGAGGAGAUUCGUUGGUGGGAGUGGCAGCAUGAGGUGA
This is a messenger RNA of Zymoseptoria tritici IPO323, 851 nucleotides long. RefSeq lists its product as uncharacterized. The coding region runs from base 63 to 851 and encodes 262 amino acids. NCBI's taxonomy places the organism in Eukaryota, Fungi, Ascomycota, Dothideomycetes, Mycosphaerellales, Mycosphaerellaceae. The record is from RefSeq and is a predicted model, not a curated record. The transcript is spliced from 2 exons.